Paramormyrops kingsleyae is the source of this 1556-nucleotide messenger RNA. RefSeq lists its product as uncharacterized. NCBI's taxonomy places the organism in Eukaryota, Metazoa, Chordata, Actinopteri, Osteoglossiformes, Mormyridae. The record is from RefSeq and is a predicted model, not a curated record.
UUCAUUUUAAGGAGUCCAGCCUGAGUCGUUACAAUUGCUUUGCUGACACAUUUAUACAAAACACAUUAGAAUUUCCUUGAUUUUGGCCUUGUGCCGUAUGCCGCUUAUGACAUGCUCCAGGUCCUCUGUAACCUUGACUGAGAUAAGCACUUAUAAAAUGAAUGCAUAUAAUAUUUUGUCUAAGAAAAGUCAAUUUACAAGUUGUUCAUCCAAAAUGUGCAAUCAUUUGUUUAGAGGUGGAACUGGUAUUACAUGCUGACUUCCAUUAUGAAACUGAUACUUGCAUUAUAGAACUGAAUCUAGACUAACGGAAAUUGUGCGUCAUCACUGUCAUCCUGUGUGACAAAUAUGUUGGUUGACAUUUUCCUGCACUACAAAGAAUGUAAUGACUGUUUAUGAGAAAUGACAAAACUGACAAUGUUGUGUCCUUAUCAAAGUGUUUUAGAUCUAUGGCUUAUCUUCUCUGUGUUGUUCUACUUACAUCAAGGAUGUUCCACCCUGGUGUCUGUGACCGAGAAUCCCAGCAUUAUUGUCUCACAACUGGAUGGUAAUGUCACUUUGAAUUGCCAGUUUUUCCACACUUCUGACGAGAUGAUAACGGGACCCAUUCUGUAUUGGUAUUAUGGAGCAGAUAUGUUUAUUUACCCUAAAGCCUCACCACAGUACCAGAAUCGGGUGGUGGUUCUUAAUCUUGACUUGAACUGCAGGAACAGUUCCAUCAUUUUGCUCAGAGUCCAGUGGGAGGACAGCAGAAAGUACCACUGCAUGGUGUCCUAUGAGAGAGCAGGCAUGGGUGCCAGGACCAGAGGACAGGGAGUCAUGCUUCAAGUUCAUGGACCCAUGACCUUUAACAUUUCUGAUGAGUUAAAACGCAAACUACAGUGCAACAUCGAAGUGUCUGGAAACUCCAAUUUAUAUCUCACCAUGUUCCGUGAUGGGAGAGAAGUGGCCCGAAGCCAAAAUGACACCAGUGACCACCACACAGGACUGUCAGCACUCAUUCCAUUUGAAAAUGGCAGGGAAUACGAGUGUCAGCUCAACUUGGGCUCCACUGUUGUUCUGACCCGGUCAUUCAGGUUGCAGAAGCCCCAUGCACAGGACCUUCCAGAACCAGUCUUCUUGUAUGCCAUCAUUCUUCUGAUUCCCCUCAGUGUCCUCCUCUUUUUUCUUGUGAUUCUUCUCAUCCGCAAAAUAUGCUGCAAAGGCUCUGGAUUCCCAUGACUGUGCAUAGGAUAAGCAUGUAUAAAAGAUGGAUGGAUGGAUGGAGACAGGUACAGAAUAAAAAACCAUAAAUAUGGAUUUAGGACAGGAUGUCUUCAAGUGCCAUUAUUACAAACUCUCAACUGCAGAGUUCAGACAUGAAGGUAUUGUAUUUUCCAAUCUAAACAUUUAAAACAUGAAGUGCUAGUGUAGAGGUGUACGGUAUGACUGUGUCUGUUUGUAUGUGUGUGUGUGGAUUAUGUUUAUAUUAUAUUGUGGGGACCAAAUGUUCCGCACAAUGUGAUAAAAACCUGCUAUUUUGGCGUUGUGGGGACUAGUUUUCAGGUUCCCACAAA